AUGCCCAGCACAGCUUGGCAAGCCUACGCACGCACACAUGACCAUCUUCGAAUCGCCUGCCAGCGUGCCACAGUGAUACCUCACCGGCCAAUCAUAGUCCAGUGUGCUAAGACGCCGAUGUUGUUGAUGAUGCUACCACUACAGCUACUGCAGCUUCUGCUGCAGCAUAUCGGGGGAAUAUCAGCCGAUGUCGACGUAUUUGGUUCUGAAGCCCUACUGACGCACGCUACCAACAAGAUGGUGAAUGUGGAUCCCCAUAAGGUUAUGUGCACACAACUACCCGGAAAUUACUCGGUCCAUUGCAAUAACAGGCAUUUGCGUGUGUUUUGGAUACCACCGCAGGAUGAGAGCGGAAACUUCGUUAGAGCUGUGCCUACAUUUCGAGAGCUGCGACCACCCGGAGCCCAAGGGCGUUAUUACGACCACAAUGGCACUCGACCAAAUACCGUUUACGAGUUUGGCUUGAAUUACGUCACCGCAGAAGGGGUUGUAGCCAUCCCUCCACAUGGCAACAAAGAUUUCCCACGCUGUUUCUGCACUAGCCCACCUGACGCACCUGAGGCUCCGACAAACUUUAACUGCCACUAUCUUCACAAGAACGACUACGCCUGUGAAUGGAUGCCUGGAAAGGACUACGGAAGUCCCAUUGAAUAUUUCAAGCUGCAGUAUAAAGCCUACAACGCCUCCGACAUGGAUAAUCCCAAGUGGAUAGAUUUGGUAGAGGUGCCGGGCUCCUUAACAAAGGCGAACGUUACUCUACCCAUUCGCACCCCCACCGAGGUGCGCAUCAACGCUAUCAACGCCGUGGGACGCAGUGACACCACAGGGCGUCUAGUCAAACCGCCACUCUACUACCACACAGAAAAAAGUUGGAAAGCAGCUGAUGUGUUUACUUAUGGUGCGGUUGGCCUUGGAGUUCUGUUUAUCCUCAUCCUUCUUAUAGCUCUCAUCAUAUUUAGACGACGUCAGGCCUUCUCCAAGGCAAACAAAUCAUCGUUUCUCAUCAAUUUCAAUCGUGGUCGAGGCAGCAAUGGUGGUCAAGUGCGAAUGUACAAUGGUUCAUUGCAGGAUAACAGUUUCGCGGCAACGAAAACUACAAGUUUGAGCGGUCCACCGUUUGAAAUUCUCUCUUCAUUUGAACCCGCAUGGAGUCAGGAGGUGAAUUCUCUCUAUGGAGCAGGAGUGGCCAUUUCUGGCGAGACUAAUGAAGCCCUUCUCAACCUCGACCUGAUUCCUGCUUCGCAACUGCGGUUUUUGCGCUAUAUUGGAUGCGGUGCCUUUGGAAAGGUCUGGGAGGGACGACUGCUUGUUUCAGUUUCCGGAUGCUCUAGCUCAGAAGAUAGGUUUGAGCGGGUAGCUCUCAAGGUACGCAAUGUCAAAUCUCUGUCUGAAUCCGAAUUUAAACGCGAGGCGUUAUUGAUGCAACGGUAUCAGCAUGAAAACAUAGUUCGUUUUUACGGCAUAUCCAUGGACUCCCCAAAUCACCAGUGCCUCGUGUUAGAGAUGAUGGAACAAGGUAACCUCCGUGAAUACCUCCAUCGUGCCAGACCUCGAAUCACUCCAUCCCAAGCCGAGCACCUCUCAAGGCAAGAGCACACAGCGCGUAGUGAUCGAUCAAGUCGUCAGACUGAAACGACGGAAGCCACUACUGGAGAGAGUGUGUGUAGUGGGUUGGGGGCUGUUGAGCUUCAUGCAAUGCUGACGAUCCCGGAUCUUAUAAGAAUAAUGCGCGACAUCGCUCGAGGGUGCCGGUAUCUUGAAGAACAGCACUUUGUGCAUCGAGACAUUGCUGCGCGGAACUGCCUCGUCAGCCACAACCACGAAAGUGGCCGUAUUGUGAAACUCUGCGACUUUGGACUUGCUCGUGACAUCUACAAGAAUGAUUACUACCGCAAAAGAAAUGAGCCCAAAUUGCCUGUUCGGUGGAUGUCUCCAGAAGCAAUUCUGGAGGGCCUUUUCACUAGCAAGUCGGAUAUAUGGUAA
This is a messenger RNA of Hydatigera taeniaeformis, 1983 nucleotides long. NCBI's taxonomy places the organism in Eukaryota, Metazoa, Platyhelminthes, Cestoda, Cyclophyllidea, Taeniidae. The record is from the annotation of a GenBank genome assembly.